Molecule: messenger RNA, 11862 nt
Organism: Acanthoscelides obtectus
Lineage: Eukaryota; Metazoa; Arthropoda; Insecta; Coleoptera; Chrysomelidae
Source: the annotation of a GenBank genome assembly
GAAAUAUUGACGAAUGGGAAUAGUAGGUUUUUAAGCGGGAAAAAUGACGUUUAAUGAAUGACAGACGUUAACUGUCGCCGAAAAAGUGUAGACGAUUGUUUUUAUCAAAGGGAGACAAAUUAAAAAGAACUUUGCAUAUUUGAGUUCAAUAAAUGUAAGUAGAUUAUCAAGAUCGACCACAAAUUUAUCUAUAAGUGAAUUUCGUUCCAUGUGUGCCCUAGGUUUGAAGAAAACCGUGUCUUUUCAAUCGCCGAAGAUCAUUGGAUUUUUCUACUUACUACAGUUGCUAUUCAGAAAUAAUUUCUAUGAGCCUUCAAGAUAAACAAUACAUACGGCACCUAACCUCUCAAAUGAUGUCCAAAAGCCUCCUAACAAAUUAGACGAAAGAAAUGUUAAAAUGAAUCGGACAUACCCAUCUCACGUAUCUGUAAAAAAACACCAAGAGUCGCCAAAAACUGACCAACAUUUGCAAAACAGGGAAGAGGAAAUAACUAAUAAACAAACAAUAGGGCUUAUUUCAAAAUUCACCAGAGGAAAACAGUCAUUAUCUUUACAGAUGUUUCAAGAACAACAGUUACCUAAUAGUACCACAGAUUCAAGACAAUUGGAAAAGAGUACAUCUUCAAACAAAAAUGAAUAUAUCAAUGGUAAAACUGACCCCCUAGCAAUUCAUCAUGUCAGUGUAUUCUCACAAACACAAAAAGACUUCACCAGCAGAAGCUCUAAAAUAAAAUAUAAACAUGUUAAGACAUCCAGUGGUUUCAAGUCCUAUUCACCAAAGUUUUCAUAUAGCAAUGGUUUGCUCAAAUCUACUGUAGAAGUCAGAGAUGCUCUUGCAAAUACCAGUAUUUCACACCAACCUGAAACUUGUAAACUCUCUAACUUACCAGAGUCAAAAUUGACAUAUGGAAGAAAAGUACAUGAGCAACAAAACUUGUAUAGUUUGAAUGAAACUGUACAGGGUAGACAUGAUAUUUUAGAUGUACCAGUUGAAAAUCCUUUAGAUGUCACAAUGGCAGAACCACCAGAAUUUGAUGUUUCGAUUGUAAAUGACCAUAUUUUAGAUGAAGAUAUUAGGCAUGUACCUUUAGGUAUCACUACGAAUAUUAAAGGAGUUGAGGCAGAUAUUGAAGCCUCUGAAUGGUGUACUACCAGUGAAGAGUUUUAUCCUCCAGCAGAAUGUACCAGUGUCGAUAGCAAAGAAAAUCCCAAUUUUGUCAUAGAUAUAAAAAAGGUUAUAAAACCUGUAGGAAAUGUAAAAAUUGUUUGUGGCAAUAGAUUAACUGUAGCAGAUUUAAGUUCACACAGUAUUGAUGAGAGCAGUAUGUUGUUUGAAGAUCUGGAAAUUGAAAUAAUGGACACAUCUUAUUCUGUAAAUAAUAAAUCUUCUGUACAUGUGGAUGAGAUAACAAUUCUUGAAGAUACCAAUAAUAGUAAUGACCAUGACAAAAUAUCUACAUCACCUCUAGUCUCAAGAAAGUCAACAUUGAGAUCGAGUGUAUCACAAUUAAAGAAAAAUGAUACAGUAUCGCCUAUAUCUGUGGAUGAUUUAUCAAUUUUAGAAAAAGCUAAUUACAAGAAAAAAUCUCAACAAUCAGCUUUAAGUAUUAUCAGUGAAAUAUCAUCGUUGUCAGGCAUUAAAAGAGAAAAUGAUAACUCACUGUUAACUUCAAAUUCAAGUAGUCAUAGAAGUUCUGUCUUAGCACCAGAAAAAUCAGCUUCCAGGACAAAUCAAAAUGAAACACUAGAAGAUAUGAAACAGUGUUACUCUGUUGAUAUCACUAGUACAUUUGAAACUCCAACAAUUAGCCCUGAAAGGUCAUCACUGAUAUCCACAUUUGGUAAAAAAGAUACUUCUUUGAUCCUAACGCCAAGUUUAACAACCAGGCCAACCAGGAAACUAAGAUCAAGUAUGAGGCAGAAUCAAGAUUCACAAGUCUUUCCUCAGAAUCAUAAUGAAACAGCUGUAACCUUAGAUCAUAGUAGUCCCAAUAGCAGCAGUCAGUCCCAACAUUUUGUAUCUCAAUCUAAUAAUAAAAAGACUCUAUCACCAUUUGAGGAUAAGCCAUUGUUGCAAGUAUCAACCUUAAAUAAGCAUAUAAGGAAAUUUACACUGAGAUCUGGAAGCUCAGCUAUGAAUAAAAGUGGAAAGUUGGAAGUCAAUGUUGUAAACUUAUGUUUUAGCAGUGAUAAUUAUAUGAACUGCAGUAAUACCAAAGAAAUUGUAGAGCCAGAGGGAUUACCAAAACAGUGUACUACCUCAUUGCCAUUAGAUAAUAGUUACUUAUACCAACACCAAGCACAAAUAUUCAUACUAGGAAGUCCACUUUGCGGCCAAGAAGAUCAGUGAUUCACCAGAUUGGAGAUGAAGGCAAAAUUGUAAAUAUACAUUGUUCUUAUAAUGGAGAUAGUGCCACAUCUGUAGUUUUAGAUAAUAUCACUAGCCCUAAUGAAUGUACUCAAUUAGAAGCAUUAUCUACAUCCUGUGCUACUUCAAAUUGUAACAUGAGAAGUUCAUUAGCAGUGAAGGAUGUCUCACUGUCACUUAUUCCAAGCUCAAAUACAAAUACCAGAAAAUCCACACUGAGAUCAAAAUGCUCAGCAAUAUAUCAGAGUGAAGCUCAAGAAGCCAGUCAUACUGGAAAUGAUGAUAAAUCUUUAGCUCUAAAUAAUACAACUUGUGUAAAGAGUACCAAUGAAGACAUUGCAUCUGGAUUAUUAUCUACACCCUGUGAUUCUUCUUUACCUUUAGAAGAUGGUAUGAACCCCAGCAACAUUAGUAAUAGCACAGAACUUGAUCAAGAAGAUAAUGGCAUGGAUGAUAUCUUAUUCUUAACACCAAGAUCAUAUAAAAAGAGCAGGAGAUCUGCACAACGAUCACAAAGAAAAAAUUUAGAAAUUCUAGACACAAAAAUCGUCAACAUCCAUUCUGGUGAUGACAGUGAUACUUCCUUACCUUUUGAAGAUGUUAUGAGUUCCAGCAACAUUGGUAAAGGUGCAGAACUUGAUCAAAAAGAUAAUGGCAAAGGUGAUUUAUUAUUUUUACCAUCAGGCUCGAAUAAAAACGCCAGAAAAUCUACAAUGAGGUCACAAAGAAACAAGAAUGAAGAUCUAGACACAAAAAUUGUGAACACCUUCUCUGGUGGAGACAUUGAUGUAUCUUUAAUUUUAGAGAAUAUUAUGAGUCCCAUAAACAGUAGUAAAAGCAGAGAUCUUAAUCAAAAAGAUAAUGGCACUAGGAAAUCUGCACUGAGAUCACAAAACAAUAAGAAUAUACAUCUGGACACAAAAAUCGUGAACAUGAACUCUGACGAUGUUACUGAUACAUCUUUGACUUUAGGGGAUGUAAUAAGUCCAAGAAACAUUAAUAAAAAUAUAGAACUUGUUCAAAAAGGUAAUGGGAAAGAAGAUUAUUUAUUGUUAACACCUAGCUUAAGUACAAGUACUAGAAAAUCUACGCUGAGAUCGGGAAGAAAACAUGAUGAAGAUUUAUACAAGAUCGUGAACGCCCGCUCUGGUGAUGACACUGAUAAAUCUUUGACAUUAGAAGGUACUAAGACUCCCAAUAGCAGUAGUCAAACCACAGAACCUGACCAAAAAGAUGAUAAAGUUGAUUUUUUGUCUGUAACACCAUGCUCAAACACUGAUACCAGGAAAUCUACAUUGAGAUCACAAAAAAACUUGAAUGAAUAUCUAGGCACAAAAAUCGUCAAUACCCAUUCUGCUGAUGACACUGAUGAAUGUCUAGCUUUAGAGGAUAAUAUUAGUAAAAACAUAGAACUCAAUCAAAAAGAUAAUGAAAAUGUAGAAGGAGCUCUCAAUGAUUCCUUGACCUUCCAUCAGAUUACAAUAAGAGCACCAGAAAAUCGUCUAUGAGAUCUAGAAGCUUGGAAGUGAGGAACAGCUGCAAUGAUAAUGAGCCUAAAAAUAAUGAUCUGUCAAAAAUAAUUAUUACUAGGUCAUUAUCUCAAAUCGAUCAUGGAAAUAGCUCAUCAAAAGAAAAUAUUUUAAAUUCGAUAAGUGAACAUAAACACUCAGGUGCUUUAGUCAUAGAAAAAAAUGAUGGCAAAUUUCAGCAGUCCAUUAAAAAUAAAAUUCUGAAAGUAGUUGUUGUGCCUAUGAAAAACCUAACACUUGAUGGAAGAGCUCAUGGUAAAACGAUAAAACAUAAUAUUGAACCAUCCAGCCACCUUAGUGAUCACAGAACUACUAAAAAUAACCUGAUAGAGCUAGAACCACAUAAUGGUAUUGAAAGAAAUACUCAAAGUAAUGAUGUGGUGCAAAACUGUAAUUCAGAUAGCAUUGUAUCCCAGAACCAAGAACUUGUGUCCCUAGAUAAACCAUUUGUACAAAAUGACAUUCCUAAUGUUAGUGCUAAUGAAUCACUACCAAGGAAGGCUAAUCGAAAGAAGACUGAUGACAAGUCUUCCUUUGAAUUUGUAAGUCCUAGGCUACAAGCUAAACAAUUACAGCAGAUGGGAUUGAUAACAGAAGAUACAAGCUUUGCAUUCUACUCAGCAGUAGACUCUGUUUUGGCAGAAAUAAAAGUUUCACAGAAACAGCAUAAGUUGAACAGUCAGGAAAGGACAGAGUAUACUGAAAAAACUGAGGAGAUCAUAGAAAAUGGUCAUAAAGUAGAUAUUACUGAAGAAACUAAGCCAGUCGAUGUUAGCACUGUUAGUUAUGCUACUGCAACUCGGACUGAAAAUUUAAUGAAGUCAUCAAAUGACCAAAAUGAUGAUGAACAUGAAGACACAGGAAUAACGAAAAACAAAAAAAGCAGGAUAUCCUUUCAGAGUACAUCUGUCGGCUCAAGGAACAGUGAUGCUUCAAAUACUGAACAAAGUCUUGAGGAACUGAUAGUUGAUCGUCAACAAUUUUGCAAGGACAAUGGUGCUGUUGUAACUCAAAAUUCAGGUAUUCAUGAAACUACUUUAGACAUAACUGCUAGUAAUAAAUUGACUACAUCGGAAAUUGCCGCAAAAAGUGCACAGACAUCAGUAGGGGGCAUUUUAGUGCAUUUAUCGAAUGAACGUAAAGAUGUGGAAGGUUUAAAUGUUCAUUGUACAAGUCAUAUCAGUUUGGCAGAUAAACUUGAUGAAUUGAAAUGUGAUACUGGAAACUUAAACUUUGGAGAAAAUAUGCCACCCAUACAAAGAAGAGAUAGACCAAGAAAGCUGUGUGAAGACACUAUAUUAAAGGAGCAGAGAGCAGAAGAAAGUUCUUUAGUUGUCAUGGAUAGUUUUUCACGAACAAAGAGAAAAGGAAGUACAAGAAUAUCUAUAGGAUCAAUGGAAAAUAGUAUAGUAUCUAUUAAGAAAAAUUUAUCACAGGUCCAUAGCAAUAUAGGAGUUACAGAAAAUAGUAAAAUCAAGAGAGGAAAAGGUAGGCCCAGAAAGUCUAAAAAUUCCAGUUUACUGAAGGAAACUAUUGUUUCACUGGCAGAAAACACAAUAACUGUAAAUAAAGAAAGUAAAACAUAUGAUGCUCCAUUAGAAUGUCGAGAUAUUAUCAAUGAAACACUGGAAGUCAUACAGAGAUCUGCUUCAAGAAACUUUUCACCAGAAACAAGAAUAACUAGAUCAAGAUCUCAAGAGUUGGUAGAAAUGCAUGAUCCUGUGCCCAAUAGCACUAAUCACUAUCUACUUUCACCAGAAUAUUCCAUAGUUCAUGGUGAAAACAGUUUUGAACAUAAAUUAUUACAAAUUUCAGAAAGCAGUAGUACGUCCUCCAAAGCAAAUACAUCUGUAAGAUUAACAGAAAUCCAAAGAAAAAGUGUUGGUGAUGAUCAGAAGACGCAACAAUCUGAAUCUGGAAUGCAUACAAAAAGAGGAGGAAUGACUUACAGUUACGAAUUGACAUCCAAAAGUAAUGCUAAUCUUGAUAGACUUCAAACUGACAGUGAACUGGAUAUUUCAGCUGUAGUACCUGUAAUGAAUAAAACGUCUACUAAAGUAAGCCCAGACUCAGUGGAACUAGAGAAAAACAAUAAACAAAUAGGGUACCAUAAGGAAAGGUUUGACUUAGACAUGGACUAUGAUAAUAAGACAAAAUCUAUAGAAAAAUGGGUGAAGGAUCACGUAGAAUUAGUUAAUGCAGUAAGCAAAAGCUUUGAGCCUAACCAUUACAGUGAAACAAAUUUUGUCACAAAUCAUCGGAUACCCAAAGAAAAGACACAAACCAGAAAAGAAUCGGUUCCAAGAAGGUCUUUAACACGUGGACGAAAAUUAGUUGCUAUGCUUGAAGAUGAUAACAAGGAAAGUAUGACAAAAGAGACCAAAAUUGAAGAUAUUAGAGACAAUUGUCAUGAAGCAGCUCUUCAGAAUACUAUUCCUCAGAACGAGGAAGAGAGUGAUCAGAUCAGACGUUUGGCACGAAGUAACAACUCUAUGUUGGAGCAACAAACAUUGUUGGAAAAUAAAGUACAAAAUGACAGGAAAGACUUUGCAGAGGUUUCUGAAUGUACUAAAUCUAAUCCUCGGAUUGACGAAAAGAGCGACCAGAUCCGACGUUCGACACGGGGCAGUAACUCAAUAGAGCAACAAAGAUUGAUGGAAGAUUAUGCACAAGAUGCAAAUCAAAAUAAUAAGCUAGAAAACAAGCAACUGGUUAAUCGCCCUGAGAAUAGUCAUGACACAGAUACUGAAAACAACGGAAACGACGCCGAAGCAAAAUCAGGAGAUAGUUUGGACGAAACUAAAACUCGAUCUAGAAUGAUGGGUUACCGGACGACUACUUCUAUACUGCUUGAUCGAGAAAUGUCACCAGAAGAUACUACUGAAUAUACAAGGAGACUUUCAAGUGCGUCAGAUGAUGGCCAAAGUGGACCAGAAGCUAAUGGAAGUAACAAAAUUGCACCCGAGCAACGUCGUAGGCCCGCAACAAGUAUGAGAAAGAAGGGUAAAAAAUGUAUAAGUGCUAGUUGGUCAUCAAGGAGAAGUAGAAGCAAAAGUGUUUGUCCAUCAGGUAGUGAUAUGAAGUCCUUUAAACAUGGCGAUCUUACUUGGGCACAGAUUGGAUCAUAUCCUUAUUGGCCUUGCAUGGUUAGAUGUGCUCCUAAUACCACAGAAGUAACGAAAAUAUAUUAUAUAGGCAGAGGAAUUAGAACUGCUUAUCACGUUCAAUUUUUUGGGGACCAAGGAAGAAGGGCAUGGAUAAAUGUUACAAGGAUAAUGCCAUUUAACAGUUCCAAUGAUCUGAAGGAUAUGGUCGAGCGCCUUGCUGCUGAGGAGGGUGGCUACAAUAUGUUUUACCAACCUUUCAUGUUCAAGUCCCGUAGUAAACAAGUCAACAAGAAGUUGCAGGUUGCUGCUGAUGAAGCAGAAAGUAUGAAGUCGAAGACCAUUGAAGAAAAGCUAAAAUUCUUCGAAGACGUGAUAAACAAACAACGAGAGGGACAGUCAUCAUGUACCAAAAAGGUUUCCUCUAUAAAAAGUGCUAAAUCUAAGAGGACAAGUGGCGAUAUGGAAUGUCUUCCCUCUAUGAAAAUUGCAAGAGUCACAGAAGAAUCAACCACUAAGUCUCGGAGGACUAUAAAAGUGGGAUCGACAGAGGAGUCGAAACAGAACGAAGUUUUGAAAGCUGAAGGGGAGGAGCCAGACGACAACAAAAAAGACAUCGAGAACACUCCAAAACCUGCAAAGUUAGCAUUGAUGCUCCCACCAUUAGAAGAGUUGUAUUCCAUAGAAGCACAGAAAACAUUGUUCAAAAGGAAUAACCUAUUUAAGGGAAUGAGCAAAGAUAAGGUGUGCCAUUAUUGUUUGGAACCAGGUGAUGUACUACGAUGCAGUGCUAAAUGCAAUGGCAUUUACCAUUUAGAGUGUUCAAGGAUGGUGAUGUAUAAUAAGAUCGGUGGUAAGCGUCAGGCGAGCCUCAAAUGCAGUCCCUCCAUGAAGUCUGACGGGGAGCGAUCGGAAAGCGGUGAAGCAGACGACAGCCAUGUUCAGAUUGUCACGGUACAGUCUUCCAUUUACAAUACGCCGCCAAGGAAGAACUUUCCGCCUGAUUUCGAUAGUUUGUCCCUAGCUGAACAAAUCGACUACAAGAUGAAAGAAGUGAUGCGAAAAUUUGAAUCGAAAACAACAUAUGCCAAUGAAUCUUCCCGGUCUGCAUCUGCGAGUAGCGAAGACAACGGCAGUGAUGAAAAGGUAGUGAUAAGGCACGUGGCUGCCGAUUCCGUAAUCGAAGAGGUCGUUCCCAAACCAAAAAAAGCCAAGAACAACGUCGCUGUGAAACUGUUCUCAAAGUUAGAGGAGGCGAAUGAGAAUAGCGAUUUUAAAACGCCGAACAACUUGUUGGCCAACCGUCAUGUCACUGCCGACGACGUCGCAUUUGAAGCCUUAAUGGCGGAUUCAAAAAACUUCAAGUGCAGUUUUUGUUUAACGGACGUGGAGCCAAACUGCUUUGUAUGCCAUGAAAGAAUCUCGUCCAGAGGGAGUGAGGUGCGUCAGAAGUGCUCACUGUACCACUGCGGCCGAUACUUCCAUCCAAGUUGUUUGAAAAUGUGGCCACAAACGCAGUGGUCGAUCAUACAGCUCUCCAAGUCCAAGAAUGUGUCUGACAGCUUUGUGUGUCCGCAACAUGUUUGUCAUACAUGCGUUUCUGAUGAUCCCAGAGCUGCUACCUCUAGGUGUUCCUGUGACAAAAUAGUGAAGUGUAUGCUGUGUCCAAGGUCAUAUCAUUCAUCGAACCUGUGUAUACCAGCAGGUACCAAGAUACUCAGUACAUCUCAGAUUAUAUGCCCCAGUCACAGGAAGAGGGCUAACAGCUUGUGUAUCAAUACUACUUGGUGUUUCUUGUGUUCAGAAGGUGGUAAUCUUAUAUGCUGUGAAACCUGUCCAACGAGUGUUCAUCCAGAAUGUCUGCCAGUCAAUCUAACUGAUGAUGGCAAAUUUAUAUGUGAAGAUUGUGAAUCAGGCCGUUUACCCUUAUAUGAUGAGAUUGUAUGGGUUAAGUUAGGCCAUUUUAGGUGGUGGCCUGCGGUUAUUUUGUUCCCAAACGAAGUACCAUCCAACGUGAAUAUGGUGAAACAUUACACGGGAGACUUUGUUGUGAGAUUUUUUGGAACUUAUAAUUAUUAUUGGGUUAAUAGAGGAAGGUCGUUCCUUUUUCAAGACGGAGAUACAGGUGAUGGAAAUAAUAAAAUUAAAAAGCUAGAUAAGGAAUUCAAAAAGGCAGUUGAAGAGGCUACUCUAGCUCACAAGCUUAAACAAGAGUUCAAAAACACACAACAAGUGGAGUCACCCAGCUCGCAGAAGCCCCCGCCGUACAUCAAAAUCAAGGUUAACAAACCCGUCGGUAACGUACGUCAGUUGGACUUAGACCUGAGCAAUACAACGGCGUGCAACUGUGAUCCGAACCAGGAGAACCCGUGUGGUCCUGACAGUGACUGCUUAAACAGGCUACUAAUGACAGAGUGUAACCCCGAGGUGUGCCCUGCCGGCAGCAGAUGUAGAAACCAAUCCUUCGAGAAGAGGGAGUACCCUCCCAUAGCACCGUACAAAACACACGCAAGAGGCUGGGGCUUGAAAACAUUAAUGCCAAUAAAGAAAGGACAAUUUGUAAUUGAGUACGUUGGAGAAAUCAUAGACACAGAAGAGUACCAAAGAAGGAUACAAAAGAUGCAUGAACAGAAAGAAGAAAACUAUUAUUUUCUUACUAUAGAUAAUCAAAGGAUGUUGGAUGCUGGACCAAAAGGUAAUCUGGCUAGAUUCAUGAACCACUGCUGUCAGCCGAACUGUGAGACACAAAAGUGGACAGUAAAGGGUGAAACAAGAGUGGGGCUAUUUGCCACAAUGGAUAUACCAGCUGACACUGAAUUGACGUUCAACUACAACCUAGAAUGUGUAGGAAAAGAGAAAAAGGUCUGCAGGUGCGGAGCGCCAAAUUGCAGUGGAUUCAUCGGUGUUAAGGCUAAGCAGGAUGACUUAGCAAAACCUGUUAAAGUCACAAAAAAGAAAAUCUAUAAAAAGAAGCGUAAACUAACCGAACCAGUAGUAUCUCAACCUUGCUUUAUAUGCAACAAAAAAGAUAAUGUUUUUACAUGCAACAAUAAGAUAUGCAACAAGGCUUACCACUUGAAAUGCCUGAAGCUGGAUGCAGAUAAUUUUGAUGCGAGUCGAUUUAUUUGUCCUUGGCACAGCUGCGAUAUUUGUUCGAAGAGAACCAUAAGGUGCUGUGUGAAGUGUAUCAGAUCGUAUUGUCCUCAACAUUCGGAUGGGAAGAUUAGCCAUUACAGUACUGUAGGAUUUGUUUGUUUCAAGCAUGACCGAAUGAGAUACUCCAGGAAAGACAACAUAAAUCAUGCUACGGGACAACAGUCACGAUCACUAUCAAGAAAUAGGAAGGUUAACGAGGCGCCUCUAAAUUUAAAUAAAAAUAUGAAACGAAAAAAAGAUAAGACCAACCGUACACUUCUGCAACAUAAAGGAGCAUUCACACAUACAUCAACGACAGAUACGGAAAGUGAUGCGCCGUUAUCUCGCAGGUUAAAAAAGAUAAGACCGUCUAUUCCAAUGCAAACUGAAGCAACCUCCGGUAUGCCAAGUAGCGGAUAUGAGGAGAUUGACGAUAUUCCACUAGCACAAAGAUUAAGUUCUGCAAUCAGUAUAUCAAAGACUCCACAGCCAGAUACUUCGAAGGAUGAAGAGUCAAAUUUUGAGGCAGUUUCUGAAGGAGCGAAAAAUACAACUGUCGAUCCGGCUCAAUCUUUGCGCGAAAAACAAAAGUAUAGGAAUUCUGAAAUAGAGACGCAUCUUGCUGCUACGGGAUCUGAAAUUGAAUUAUGUAAUGUAAGUGAAACAAAGGCAACUGAUGAGACGCAGACACCUUCCGAAGAAAGUACAGUACAUAUAAAGGAUCUUCCAAGCUCUGAUUCUAAUACCGUAGCAUCAAAAACGUCUACAAAAGAACAGUCGCAGGAUGAAGUUCAUGACAUCGAGAAUAAGCAAGAUAUUCCAAAAACGAAGGGACAACUGAAAGAAUAUCCUAUCAACGUUGAAAUAGAUGACUCAAGUGAAGCUGCAGCUUACCAACAUCCCACCAGCAUUGAGACAGAAAAUUCAAAUGAAAAUGACAGUACAAGUAAAGCGUCUCAACAGGAUCUUAACACUGAAAUAAAAAACUCUUGUGAAGCAGUUGCCGUUGAUGACAUAUCUGAGCGAUACGUGCAACGUGAUGAUAGAGCAGUGACAGAAAAUCACAGUGAACUGUUAAAAAAUUCUGCACCCCAAAGCUCAAAACAAGGAGUUGAUAAGAGUACUUCUAGCAUUGCAAAGUUGGCUCAUAUGAAUGACAGUAAGUGUAAUGCCUCCCCAGUCCAGGAAUGUGGUGAUAAAGUAGAAUCCAAUCUUCCCAAUGAAGCAAGCGAUGACAUCACUAGUACAUCACGGCCUCCUGUUGACAAUUCUGAAAGUGAAAGAACACUAGAUACUUUAACUGAGAUUAAUGGAGACUUGAUAACUGAAGUUGAUGCUGAACUCUCGUCUAAGCUAGUGUCUAAUAAUGGCUUGACUGAUGAUUCACAGGACAAGGGUGAAAAACUAGAAGUUAAGAAACGUAAAAGGAAAAGCCAUAGAUUAAACACAAGAAAAAAAAUAUAAGUGUAUCUAUAAAAAGACUACACUGCCAUCAGUUUGUAAUAUUAGUGAAGUGUGUGUACAGUCUGAAUGUUAAUAGUAGGUUAAGUUGGGCCAACUUUUGAGGCCCAUGUAUAUUUCGAACUUUAUACGUUUCAUUUUAUGAGCAAACUAUUUACAUCUUGCAAACUAAGGAAAAAUGUUUCUGUUAUAUCUAUGUAUGUUAAAUGAAUACACAAGUUGUAUUCACGUAUGUAUUCAUAUGUUUAUCUUCUAGAUAUCUGGC